CUGAAUUAACGAAGGCAAUGUUAAGGAAGUAAGUGCUGUGUGCUGAAGUGUUUAGAUUCCAUAAUACGGAAACAAGAUUCUCACAACGGAGGAAUACGUUAAUUUAAACAAGGUAUUGGUUCAAAUUUAAUUCUGGUUAGCCGCCCACGAACCCUAAUCUCAAUCUCUUCCAUUUACUGAUUUAAGUUAGACAUGAAACUGCAAACUCUGAAACUAGAGAUUCUGCUAUUAGUUCAAGAUAAUUAGUUGAUAUUUUCUAGUGAUAACGUUGUGCUACCACCACUAUAGGAAGAUGCAACAACUAAACAAUCUUAAUUCUAUGAUAUUUUUAUUCCUAUAGCAGUAUAGGCCUAGCAUGCCUAUCCUAAGUUUGGGGUUAGAUAAUCAGAAGUUCCAAAAUACUACAAACAGACAAAUGAAGUAAUUUAACAAAAUUUCAGGAUUUUAAUAGCAAUAAUUUAAUUUAUAAUGCGCUAGAAAACAUGACUUUCUCUUGGUUGUUUCUUACCCAGACUAGCUAUAUCUUGUGUCUAUCUUUUUUGUUGUUUUUAUUUGAUUUUGCUUACCCAUUUUCUAUCAACUUAUUUCCUUGACAAUAGUUUAAUUUAAACUUGCCUCAUAAAAUUUGAAAAAUGAAACCUGAAAUCUGGCUUGUUUUUUCCAUUCAACUCCUGAUUGUGAGGGCCGAAGAUAGUCCAACAUGGUUGAAUAUUGCUGAGACGAUGAUGCCAUUGAAUGUAAAAAACAGAUGUAAUGUUCAGGAUAUAGGAUGCUUUAUGUUGAUUCCAACUUAUCCAAAAACUAACUUGAAAUAUCCAAUAACUCAUGAAAGAUGUCUUCACAAAUGCUAUAUGGAAUAUACAAAAUAUUCUGGAUUAAUAAAUAACCAAUGUUACUGUGGAAGAACAUUGGAUAAAUUUGUAUCUAAUUCAACAUGUAAUACCGAUUGCUCAAUAGAACUUGCUAAUAAUUGUAAGUCAGAUGGUAGCAUUCACAUUUACAAGCUGGACAUAUAUACAGAGUCUUGUGGUGAUGGUUUCAAAAGCAAUAUUUUGGAAAGUUCCCGCAUUGGGUGCUUAGAAAUGCCAUAUAAUCUUCAUAAUCAUAGUUCAGUGUGGUAUAUGACUGGUAUGACAGGACAACAAUGUGUAUUACAGUGUGAAAUGUUCAAGUACACAAUUGCAAUCCCUGUUUUACGAUAUAGUGCAUGUAUAUGCUCUUAUAUUUUCACUACGUUUGAGCACGCUGAAGAUGUCAUUGCGAGUAAAAUUCUAUGCAAUGAUAAGAAUUUGAUAAGUGGUCAACUCGUUCCUUUAUAUAAAACAUCAUCUUGGGAUAACCAAUGUACACAUCGUAAAUUUCUCUAUAACUAUCCAGCUGAUAAAAUGAUAUCUGUUACUGGUUUCGCUGGCUCUGGAACAACAUGGCUACGUCACCUUAUUGAAGUAGUUACAGGGUAUUAUACAGGCAAUCAUGGUGAGGAACAUGGGGCAUACGAAGAUGGUAUGAUUGGUGAAAAAAUGCCUGUUUCUGCUGGUCGUACAGCUGUGAAUUAUGCCAUGUUCAGGAACUUUAUUUAUCGAGUUGAUAUAACUUAUGAGAGAAUAAUAUUAAUCAUCCGAGAUCCUUAUCAUGCAUUGAAGUCAGCUUAUGCGAGUGUAGUAAUGGGAAGUCGAAAAGCUAGUCUGCAUUCUGUAUAUUACACAGAAGAUAACUUUCAUACGUUUGUCAUGGAAGAAAUACUUCAUUGGCAAAUCUUGCCUAUGGUUCUUUUAGAGAAGGCAAAGGAAAAACCUGUACUUCUUAUUUAUUUUGAAGACCUUAUUAAUGAUACAAUGAGGCAAGUUAGACGAAUAGCUGAGUUUUUGCCUCAGAACUUGACUGGCAAUUCAGAUAGACUUGAAAAAAGAUUGAUAUGUACAGCUAUAGAAAUACAAGGGAAUUUUAAAAGAUCAGAAAAGUAUAAAACAGAUACUGAUCCUUUUGACUAUAAAACGAAGCGUGUUAUCAAUGAAUCAGUUAAAGCAGUUGAUGAUUUUCUAAAAGAGAAAAAUUUUCAAGCCUUGCCAUUAUCAUAUUACAGGAAAAAAAAGUCUGUGUGGACAUACCCUUCGAAUUAAUAAAGAAUGUUAAUGUUAUUUUACACAGGGUUUAAGCAUGAUUUUGAAUGUUAUUAUUAUAAGAUUUUUCAUUUAAUUUGUCAUAAAAUUGUAUUUUAUUUAAAUUUAACACAUGUUGUUUUUCAAAAAAUCUUCCAGAUCACUGGUUCUCGACUGUUUUUCUUGUAAUUUUUCCCUUGCAUGAUAAAGCUACUGGGCCGCAGAAAUUUUGUGCAAUGAAAAUGGCCCUGUAAAGAAAAAAGGUUGAGAACCAUUUAGCCUUUGAAUGUUUAGAUUAUUGAUGUUUUCGAGUAGGUGUAGAAUUAUAGUAAUAGAUUAUUAGCUUCAUUAACACUUUGUACCGGUUAUAGAAAGGUUAAGGGUUAUACAUGUUUAUUACACACAGUUCAUGUUUAUUCAAUUUCAGGAUUAACUCAUUAAUAUAUAGUACAGGUCAUUUUAGCAUUACUUUCAAUUGUGAUUUUUCUGAAUAAAUUUCAGUAUAGUAUGUUCAUGUUAUUAGUCAUGAUGAAGCUACUAUAUCUGGAAUUAUUGGUUCCCAAUUUUUUAAUGCUAAACUGAAAUAUUGGAUUUGGUAAAUUGUUUCUGGCUGAAUUGUCUAAAUGUCUAUUGUCUUGACCUGUCAAAAUCUUUUUUUGUAAAGUCCUAUAGUUGCAAUACACAUCUUGGUGCCUUCUGCAAAUAUGUAAGCUAUAUAGAGCUUAUUGCCAUGUGUAAGAUAAUAUAUGUUGGCUAUCGAUAUCGAGCUUAGUGCAAUCUGCAAAAAAAUAUCGCAAGGAUUAGAAAUAUCCUGAAUUUACUCUGUCAAGACAAUCAUGAAAACAUUUCGUCUAUUGUAUAGCUUUGUAUGAAAAACUAUCACAAUUUUGGUAUUAUUUGUUGAUAUUUUGUAUAAUAAAUAUUUUUUAGGAUUAGCCUGGUUUUUAUUCUUUCUCCUCGUCAGUUGUUUGUGUUUCAUUGUUGUUUUGACUAAAUUUGAUGUUCAAAUGUUUAUUUUUCAG
Styela clava is the source of this 3121-nucleotide messenger RNA. NCBI's taxonomy places the organism in Eukaryota, Metazoa, Chordata, Ascidiacea, Stolidobranchia, Styelidae. The record is from RefSeq and is a predicted model, not a curated record.